Messenger RNA from Oryza brachyantha (malo sina), 1996 nucleotides. RefSeq names its product serine/threonine-protein kinase STY46. Gene Ontology annotation, molecular function: protein kinase activity; ATP binding. The coding region runs from base 49 to 1740 and encodes 563 amino acids. NCBI's taxonomy places the organism in Eukaryota, Viridiplantae, Streptophyta, Magnoliopsida, Poales, Poaceae. The record is from RefSeq and is a predicted model, not a curated record. Gene Ontology annotation, biological process: protein phosphorylation. The transcript has 16 exons.
GUCUGCAGCUUUUGUGCGCAUUUCGUGUGUCGCGCGCAGGUUGAUCCGAUGGACGGUGGUCGGGUCUAUCCGGCGCCGGCGCCGGCAUCGGGGCCACGGAAGCUAGCGAGAGAGCACAUGAGACUGGGGGUGUACCACGACGUGCUGCAGCGGCUCAGGGACGCCGGCGCGCCCAAGGCCGUCGAGCCGGACUUCGCCGACAAGCUCUGGACGCACUUCCACCGCUUCAACGCCAGUUAUGCCAUGGAUGUCAAUGUUGAGAGGGCAGAAGAUGUUCUGAUGCACAUGAAGCUGCUUGAAAAGGCUACCCAUCCUGAAAAUCAGCCUGCCUUCUCAGUGAGAAUUGUUCAGGUACCUCUAGACGUUGAUGCAAGUGAAGCCGAUUCACAGUCAAACAUCACUGAAGAUGAUAACUGUCCUAUGCCAAGAACGCCAGCUGAACACCCUGAACCUAUAUUUGGCUCCACUGAGACCCUUAAGGCUCUUGUUCGUCAAGCAAGCAGCAAGAACCUCCUGGAUGACCAACACGAUAUAAAAGCUAUUCUCAGACCCAUGCAUGAGAUCACUUUUGCAUCUGAUGACAAACCAAAGGGCCUUACUCAACUAUCUUCACUUCUAGGCAAGCUCAACCUUGAUAUCAAAGAAGUACAUGCACUUUCAACAAAUGAUGGUUACUUCUUAGAUGUUUUCAUUGUAGCCGGAUGGGAUCACAAGGAAACCCAACUUCUCGAAGAAGCACUGGAGAAGGAAAUUCACAGUUUUGAGUCGCAGAUGCCUUCAAAAUCUUCUUGUUGGCCUCCUGAAUUAGAAGGCAAGCAGUGUUUGGUUAACUCGCAAGCCAACCAUGUUCAGAUACCUAAAGAUGACAGUGAUGAAUGGGAAAUUAACUUCAGCGUAUUGACUUUUCAUGAGAAAGUGGCAUCUGGAACAUAUGGUGAUCUCUAUCGUGGUACAUAUUUUUGUGAAGAUGUUGCAAUUAAGGUGCUCAAGUCAGAUCGUCUUAAUGAGAACAUGCAGAAGGAAUUUAACGAUGAAGUAUUCAUCAUGAGGAAGAUCCGUCAUAAGAACAUUGUUCGAUUUCUUGGGGCAUGCACCAAGCCAACAACCUUAUGUAUUGUCACAGAGUUUAUGAAAAAUGGAAGUGUUUAUGACUACCUUCAUAAGCGUAAAGGUUCGUUCAAACUUCCCAGUCUACUUAAAGCUGCAGUUGAUAUAUCAAAAGGGAUGAACUAUUUACACCAAAACAAAAUUAUUCAUCGAGACUUGAAGACAGCAAACCUUCUUAUGGAUGAGCACGAGCUUAUCAAGGUUGCUGAUUUUGGUGUUGCACGUGUAAAAGCUGAAUCAGGGAUCAUGACUGCCGAAACUGGCACAUAUCGUUGGAUGGCUCCUGAGGUCAUUGAGCACAAGCCGUACGAUUCCAAGGCUGAUGUCUUUAGUUUUGGAGUUGUUUUGUGGGAGCUGCUUACAGGGAAGAUUCCUUACGAGUUUCUAACACCACUCCAAGCAGCCAUUGGUGUUGUUCAAGAGGGUCUAAGACCAGUUAUCCCGAAGGGCACAGAUCCUAAGCUUGCCCUGCUGCUUGAGAGUUGCUGGCAACAAAAUCCUGUCAACAGACCAGACUUCGUACAAAUUUUGCAAAAGCUUGAUGAAAUUGCUGAGGAGCAUGGCGUUGAUCCUAACCAUCCCCAUAAGGAGAAGGAGAAAGGAGGCUUCUUUACUUUCGGGAAGGGACAUUGAGCAAUUUAUAAUAACUGAAAUUGUACAUUGUUUUCUGUGGUUUUACUUCUUGCUAGAUAGAUUCAGGGUAUAUUAUUUAUACAGUGUGGUAGCUGACUGGCAGAUCAUUUGGCCCCAAUUUGUAUUUUCCAUCCAAUGUAAAGCCAAGUAAUCCUGUAUUUUUCAAUUGCUGUGCACAAUGGAAAGCAGAAAAUUGUAGUGAAAUUGCAGCGUAUUAUUUUGGACCUUAUUGGAAGCUUCUUUUGCCAUUAGCACU